AUGUUGUUUAUAAGCGGUCAAGGACACAUUAACCGUCCGGAGAUUCCAGUAUAUUAUGGUCAAAGAGAUAUCUGGGUUGCAAUCUUGCAAUGUUUUGUUGGGUUCUCUUUUAUUUUGCUAACCUUGGCUAUAAUGCUGAUUCAUGAAGCGAUAACUUCCCCAGCGGCCAAAAAGAAUGCAAAAACUUCGAGAUUUAAGCAGAAAGAAUGCGUAGAAUGGCAUAUGAGAGAGGAAAUUUACAAUGGAUUAGAUAAUUAUAGAAGGGAAAGAAGAUGGCUUAUGAAACAGUCGUCUUCGAGUAGUAUGGAUAGUACGACGAGAAAACCGCAAGGCAUUUUCCCAUCGAAAGAGACCAAAAAGACGUUGUGGUGUAUAACCGAUGAAAUUCUGAAUAUGUUUCAAUGCGAGUUGUCCAAACAAAAUAUCAUGGUCGCCGCAACAACAGCCUGGACAAGAUUUAGGAGAGGACUCCCCAUUUAUGCAUGGCCCAUCCUUGCGGGCGCCAUAAUUUUCGUUGAUUGGAAUCACACGCGUGAAUGGAAAGCUGCUGGCCGAGUAUCAGCAUUGCAGAAGGAGAUCAUUGGAACUCAAUAG
Molecule: messenger RNA, 594 nt
Organism: Caenorhabditis bovis
Lineage: Eukaryota; Metazoa; Nematoda; Chromadorea; Rhabditida; Rhabditidae
Source: the annotation of a GenBank genome assembly